This is a messenger RNA of Vespula pensylvanica (western yellowjacket), 5686 nucleotides long. RefSeq names its product AF4/FMR2 family member lilli-like. The record is from RefSeq and is a predicted model, not a curated record. Bases 1152 to 3632 code for a protein of 826 amino acids. Gene Ontology annotation, molecular function: GTP binding; calcium channel regulator activity; GTPase activity. Gene Ontology annotation, cellular component: plasma membrane. The transcript has 12 exons. Lineage: Eukaryota; Metazoa; Arthropoda; Insecta; Hymenoptera; Vespidae.
GAGAGAGAGAAAGGGAAAAGUAAAAAGAAAAGAGAAAAAAAAUUAUUACAAAAUCAACGGGAAGACGAGCGACGAAAAGAAAUCAAGGGAACAGACUUCGCGUGAAACUGAUGGGACGUACGAAAGCAAAAAAAAAGGGGGAAAUACUUAACCUAAAUCGUUCAUAAUCGCCAAAAGCACUUUAAUCUUCGUUCCGGGAUUCACGGUGGCGGCCUCGAUGGCGGCGGUGCCUCGUCGAAGUAAAAUAAUUGAAUAAGCCGGAGGCGGAAGCUAGACAGAAGGGUAGGGGGAGGGAGAGAAAGGAUAGAAAGAGACAGAUAGACGUAGAGAGAUAGAUAGAUAGAUAGAGAAAGAGAGAAAGAAAGAGAGAGAGAGAAAGAGAGAGAAAAGUAGCUUUCGCAAGACGAAAUUUAUAAUAAUUCUAUCGGCACCCACAGGGCUCUGUAAGAGGGAUGAUAAGAUUCCUUUCCUUUUGACUAAGAGGAAGGACCUUCGUCGUUCUUUAGUCCUUCCAAGAAGGAGCAGUUAGAGAGAUAAGACGUUAAGAAAGAAGAAAGAGGAGAAUAACACUGUUCCAAUUCCAAGAAAGAGAAUAAUAAUAAUAAUAAUAAUAAUAAUAAUAAUAAUAAUAAUAGAAAAAGGAAGAGAAGAACGAAAUAGGGAGAAAAAAAAAGUAAACUCUAAAUCGAGAGAGAAAGAAAAGAAAGGAAACAAAGUGAGUGAAUGAGAGUGAGAGAGAGAGAACGAAGGUAAAUGUUAUCGAGAUCAGACGUUGUCUCGGAACGUUCGAGUUUUUGUCGAGCGUGAGAUGGUCCUCGUGAAGCGUCGUCACAAAGGUGAAAUCAGUCGGGUCAGGGACAUCGAGUUGGAAAGAGGAAGUCGUCGUCGAGGCUGUCACUGCGAUAGGAGAGUCUCGAAAACGUCGUUGGCGUUGGUGAAGGAGAGACCGAGAGAAGGAGAAUAAAUAAAAGAGCCUCGUGACGGAGGGACUUCGUACGGCCCUGGCGCGGCUGCGGCACUGCGCCCCCACAGGGGGCUCUCUGCCAAAUACCCCGAAUCUACCCUCUACCCCCGAACACAAGGCUCACAUCGUAAAACACGUCGAACGACAAUAAUCAUUCGUAACGGGGGAGGAGCGGCUAGUCUCGAAGAUGGCGAAUUUAUCGGGACGCCUCAUUAAAAAAAAGGGAAGGAAUGGAAGGAAGAAAUCGUGUUUCUUGCUAAUAGCGGUACCCAAUCACGUGCAUAGCUCUAUCCAGCUCGCGAGACAUUUAAUCGAAAAGGGAUGUUUGGAGAAUCGUGGCUCCCCUGGGAGGAGUGGCGGAGCAGGAGGAGGAGGAGGAGGAGGAGGAGGAGGAGGAGGAGGAGGAGGUUCACGGGGUACCGGGUGUGAUUCAGGAGAGUCGCAGUCGCAGCCAUCUCGAGGAGGACGUCAUGGAGCCUCGGAAAGUUCUUCAUCGAAGGACGGUGACCUGCUUUCGCAUGCGGCUUCCGCUUUGCGUAGACUCCACUUCAAAUCCGCUGGUGGAAGUCGUAGUUGUCGUACGGUGCCAAAGGUCGUGGUUAUGGGUUCCAGUACAGCAUCUGAAACCACGAUCAACACAAGUACCGACAGCGCCAAUACUAUGGUCACCAUGGUGACGACGACGGACGGAGAACAACCGGACGACAGUUUUGACUUGAUAGACGUACCACCGGAAAUGUCGCCGCCACCUGUCGCGCCAACGUCGAAGGACACGCAAAGCAAUUCCACCGGCACGCAACAAAUCGUUCUUCCAUCGGAGAAGGUCGAUUCCAAUCACGUAGAACAUAAUUCGAAAAGCACGGUCAACGUACAAUCCAGCAGCACUGCCCAGCACGGCGCCAUGUCACCUAUUUCUGAUAUCAUAGACGACACAGGAGCACCCCCACCCACCCCUAUGAUCGGAGCUCAUCAAGAGUGCAGGUUCACUUUUAUUAGCGGUAGAACACCACCCCUACCUGAUCUAAGGGCAGCCGAAUUUUUCAGUACUCCGGUGAGAGGCUCGGUGGAUGCCGGACAACCUGAUCCAAGUCAAAUAAGCUCGAUGCUAACAUUAAUGGCUACCAAAGAGAAACAAAAUGAGAAGAGUGCUUUGGUCAACAUUAAUUCUAAUCACACGUCAUUGAUCAAAAUUACGGAGCCCAACGAGAAAAACUCCAACGAAACGAAACACACAGCUGGACAGAAAAAACCGAAUAUCAAUGUUACGACGAAUCCAUUGGAUAUUUCUUUGGUCGGUAGUCAACCAUCGUGUAACGCACAGACUCCGACUGGUACUACGAAUAGAAGUCGAGGAAGAUCAGCGCCAGGAGGGAGCGCCGGUGGAACAAAGAGAACGACUCAGGCGACGAUCGUGGUCCAACAACCUUCCCUCUCAUUGGACGCACCAGCUGCUACCAUUCUUCUACAUCCGGACGCGGAUGCAAGGAGACGAGAGGAGAAUAUGAGACAAUUGCUUGAUGUUGCGAACACCCUCACCCUGCAGGAGAUUCACGACUUCGAAAUGAGAUAUGGAAGUCCACAUCACAGUCGUUCGCAAUCCGUGAAAACUCCAGGUAGCCGAUCGUCCGGUCGGCCGAAUUACUUGUGUCUUCCGCAGCAAAGGUCGAGGGUAGCCAGUAUGCCGAACACAGGGGUCGAGGAAGAGUAUUAUCGGCUGAGGCAUUUCAGUAUUACCGGGAAAGGUGUGGUGAAUAGAGGCGAUUCAUUGAAAAGUCGAAGAUCCCGUUCCAACAAUAGCGUCGCAUCGAGCAACUCUAGGGAGAUUUUACGAGAAUCCAAAGCGGUUGCUUAUAGUACGGAACAUCUGACGGCUUCAUAUCCUGGUUCGGCACGAAAUUCUGCGGCGGGUUCACUCGCGAGUUCACGCGAGAGCAGUGCGUCUCAAGAUCCAGCACCUUAUCGAGUUUUAAUGCUUGGUGCACCUGCAGUAGGAAAGAGCUCCCUCGUAUCUCAAUUUAUGACGUCGGAGUAUUUACACGCGUACGACACAUCCAUCGACGACGAGUCCGGUGAGAAAACGGUGAGCGUGCUAUUAGCCGGCGAGGAGUCCGAGUUGACGUUCAUCGACCAUUCGUGUGCGGAAAUGACGCCGGAAAACUGCAUAUCGACGUACGAACCACAUGCAUAUUGUGUCGUUUAUUCGACGACAGAUCGUGCUUCUGUAAGAGUGGCUGAGGAGGUUCUCCAAGCCCUUUGGCGUAGUGACCACGUAUCGGCGAGGGCGGUCAUUCUCGUUGGAAACAAGGUCGACCUCGCUAGAAGUCGUCUGGUAUCGACCGAGGAGGGCAAAUCAAUGGCAACGUCCUAUGAUUGCAAAUUCAUCGAGACAUCCGUGGGGAUAAAUCACAACGUGGACGAGCUGUUGGUAGGACUGUUGACGCAAAUACGUCUUAAACUCGAGAAUCCAGAAAGAACGCGUGAUUUAUUCCGCAAGAGAUCACGAAAGAAUCGUAGCAGAUCGCCGCUGGGCUCUUGCUCGGAGAACAACUCGCCGAAGAAGUACAGAGGUAGUCGAACGAGUACCAGCCUAAAGGUACGAAACUUGUUGGGUAAGGUUUGGGCAAGGGAUAGCAAGUCGAAAAGUUGCGAGAACCUUCAUGUACUUUAAAGGAAGAAAAAACGAUUGAACCAAAAAAAAAGAAAAAAAAAAGAAAGGAAGAAAGAAAGAAAAAAACAAUAACAAGGGAAACAAGGCCGAUCCUAAUCAUGCGAUCCUAACUCGUGACUGUAAUUCGAAAAACGAUUUAAAACGAUAUAUAUAUUAUUUUUUUUUUUUUUUGUAAAUAGGAUUAUCGGGUUGUAACGUGAGAGAAAGAAAUAAAUAGAAUGAUUUGCGUUCGAAGAAUAUUGAUGAGGGAAAGAGGGAGAGAGAAAGAGGAAGAUAAACGAACGAUUAAAUGAAAAGGAGAAAGAGAAAGAAAAAGAAAAAGAAAAUGAGAGAAUGCUAACUGGUAGAAGUUAAUGACUACCUCGAGAAAAUUGUGUUCACCCGCAAAUACGUUUUUAAUCGUCCUAUCCUUUGUUUUUACUCUCCGAAACGUAGUCCAUAGGAUCAAGAACGACGCAUUUUUUGAUUGUUAUAAUGCCCGUUGCAUUUCGAGCACGUUUUUUUAAAGAAAAUAAAAAAAAAAUAGGGAGAAAAAAAAAAAGGAAAAAAGAGAACACGAGAAAUCGACGCGAACGCAUUCGUUCGUUCGUUCCAUCGAAAUGCCACGGAAAAUGUUCGCGAGAGAUUCGUUUGAAUUUUUAACGAGAUAAAUAUUUUCUGCGGGAAUUGUUGUAACACGAGAAGAUGAGAAUAACGAUCGUUCCUCCGAUAAUCCUGUUUCACGCGUCUUACGAUAAUCUAUAUAUAUAUAUAUAUAUAUAUAUGUAUGUAUGUCUAUAUAUAUAAAAUAUAUAUACAUAUAUUAUAUAUGUAUAUAUAAAAUAAACAUAUUAUGUAUUAUAUCUUCCUCGACCAAAGCGAUAACCAUAAGAUUGUUGUUAUUGUAUCGUAAAUAAUGUCGACUUUUUAGAAAAAGAACUGAAAGCGAGAAUAAAAGAAAGAAAGAGAAAGAGAAAGAGAGAGAACGAAAUGAAAAAUUACACAUUUAUACAUAUAAUAUAUAUAUAUAUAUAUAUAUAUAUAUAUAUAUAUGUAUAUGUAUAUCAUACAUAAGAUUAGGAAUUGACGAACGAAAAGAUGUCGUCACGAUGAGAUAACGUCACAGACUAUCGAAUCUCGAAUAAAAAAGAGAAAAAACAAAGACAAAGAGAGAACGAGAAAGAAAAAGAGAGAGAUACAAGGAAGAAAGAUGGAAAGAUAAAAGCCAAAAUGGAUUCACCGUACUCUCUUAAAAUUGGAGAACAAGUUUAUAAUAGUAAAAACUAGUUGGAAUUGUUCCAAAUUUCUUGGAACUCCCACGACAUUUUUUUCUGCUUACUUUGAACGACCUCGCAGCCGAAAUAUGUAACAGAACGAGAGAACUUCGUUCGUUUUAUAUACAUACGUACUUACAUACGUGCAUAGAUAUACACAUAUACACAUGCACACAUUUACACUUUCGUACACGUACAAAAAAAUACAUAUAUACAUACAUACAUAUAUACACAUACACACAUACACAUACAUAUGUAUACCUGUGCUUUUCUAGGAAAAAAAAAUAGAAAAGAAAAAAAAAGACAAAUUGGAUAAUACCAGUAUGGCGACCGAUUAACAAACGACCGACAUGCUUUCUACACGUUUUGUAUACAUAGUUACACACGUAUAUAGAUUCCGAAUACGUCAUUGUUAGGUAACUUAUCAAACGUUGGCGAAAAAAAAAUCUGUCUGUGUUUGUGUGUAUGUGAAUGUGUGUGUGUAUUGUGUGUGAGCGCGCGUGCGCACUCGUUUUCUCCCUUGUAACACUUGCAAAACGCGGGAGAUAAACUAUCGUACAUAUGUCAGGUUUUAACAAACGGCACAUCUGCCGUAACUCGAUUUGUUAUUCUUUGCUUUCGAUCAAACUACGCAAAUUUUUUAAUUCAGACGUUAGAAAAAAAUAGAGAGAGAGAAAGAGAGAAAGAUAGAUAGAUAGAAAGAGAGAGGGAGAAAAAUGAUGAAAUAAAAAAAGAAGAAGAGAGCGAUUUAUCUUUUUCUUGCAAUAGCUUACAUCGUAUAUUUAAACUUAUACUUCGUUU